AAUGCUGCAGCUUCAUCUUGCUUAGAUUUGCUGCUUUAACAAAUUCUUGGAGCUUUAAACAUUUUCAGCAACUCCAUUUCAGCAACUUGUACUUCCUUGGAUCUUUGCUGAGCUUUUCUGCUGCACCCUUGACAGAAAAUCUUUUUCCCUUUGGACUGCUGGCUGUAGAAUCCAUGAACACCUUCUCUUUGUUGGUCCAGCUUGCCUCUCCACACCAUCUCCUAACCAUGCUUGAUCUUGAGCUAUAGUGGGCCUACCAUACGCCUUCAUCACUUGCGGAGUGAUUUGGCUAAAAAUGGAAGAGGGAUUUCACAACAAAACCUACUGGCAUCCAUUUAGAAAGGUGGCUUUUUCUAGGGGUAAAAAGGGGGUUGAGAGAGUGGACUUGGAGGAGAAGGAGAGUGACACUCGGAGUUACCUCCUUUGGUGAGGUGAGAACCCAUUUUCUUCAUUCAAUUUCUGCUAUUAUAUAGCAUAAAUCUCAUAAUACAUCAACAGUAAUUUCAACCUAAUACAAUAAAAUCUAUCAAACAUUUAAAGCAAGAUUACAUUCAAAAGAUUUGCUGCCAUUUUGUUCAGCUCCAUGUGGCUGUCACUUUGCUGCCACUGCAUUGUUGUUGCAGCUCUCACGUCUUUUCAUUUGCUGCCACUGUGUUGCAGCUUUGACACCACAACUCCAACACCACCCACCAAGACAAGGAUAUGAGGGACAAGUUCAGGCUGAUUUAAUAAAGUCUUAACAAGGAUUGCUGCAACAAGAGGCAAACUUCUACGGGGUUCUCUCUCUUUGGAGUGUUUUUUAAGAUAUUUUGAUUACAAAGAAUCAAUGUACUCAGUAUCUGAGUAAUAGUUGUGUGCUUGGACAGUUAGUAUUAUUUUUCCAUAUUGCUCUAGGUCUUAUGUCUGGGAAAAAAAAUUGAGACACCAGUAUUGUAUUAUUCAUUCUAAUAUUGAAUUUUGUUCCUGUUUUGGUCCUGUGGUUUUCCCCU
This is a messenger RNA of Rubroshorea leprosula, 989 nucleotides long. The record is from the annotation of a GenBank genome assembly. NCBI's taxonomy places the organism in Eukaryota, Viridiplantae, Streptophyta, Magnoliopsida, Malvales, Dipterocarpaceae.